GCUGUUUUGGGUCACCAGCAGAGGAAAACAGGAAUUGGCACCUGGGGACCAGGAUGGUUCUUCCAUGGGCAGCCAGGGAUGACGUCCCGGCAGCGAGAGAAGGAAUGUGGAGCAUAAAUAGCAAAGCGCGAAUGGGAGCGGGACAGAGGCGGCUGCGGGACCGGCGGGAGCAGAGCCCCGGAGCCCCCUGAGCCCCCCAGAACCCCCGGAUCCCCCUGAGCCCCCCAGAACCCCCAGAGCCCCCGGACCUCUAAAUCCCCCAGAGCCCCCAGACCCUCAGAGCCUCGGCAGGAGCAGCACCCCCAGAGCCCCGGACCCCCAGAGCCCCCCAGAGCCCCCCAGAGCCCCCAGGGCCCCGGACCUCUAGAGCCCCCCAGAGCCCCCGGACCUCUAAAUCCCCCCAGAGCCCCCCAGAACCCCCGCACUCCCAGAGCCCCCAGACCCUCAGAGCCCCGGCAGGAGCAGGAGCAGCACCCCCAGAGCCCCGGACCCCCAGAACCCCUGGAGCCCCAGAGCUCGGCAGGAGCAGCUUCCCCCGGACCCCCCAGAGCCCCUAGAGACCCCAAAUCCCCAGAGCCCCCAGAGCCCCGAGCCCCUCGGAGCCCCUAGAGACCCCAAAUCCCCAGAGCCCCCAGAGCCCCGAGCCCCUCGGAGCCCCGGCCCCCCGUGCCCCGCCAUGGCCCCGGCGCUGCUGCUGCUGCUGCUGUGCUGUCCCCUGUGCUGGAGCCAGCAGAGACGCAUCGGAGGAGAAGUCGGGCCUGAAAUGCUGCAGGAAAUGAGAGAAACCAACCGGGUGCUGCUGGAAGUUCGGGAUUUGUUGAAGCAGCAGAUCAAGGAGAUCACGUUCCUGAAGAACACGGUGAUGGAGUGCGACGCCUGCGGGAUGCGGCCGGAGGUGACGGGUCCUGUCAUCACCAUGACCCAGUUCAACCGCUGCGUGCCCAACCCCUGCUUCCCGGGCGUGGCCUGCACCGAGAGCGGCGGCGGCUUCCGCUGCGGGGCGUGUCCUGCGGGCUACAGCGGCAACGGCACCCACUGCAGCGACAUCAACGAGUGCAAUGCCAACCCCUGCUUCCCAAAAGUGCAGUGCAUCAACACCAACCCCGGCUUCCGCUGCGACCCCUGCCCGCCCGGCUUCACCGGGCAGCUGCUGGAGGGCGUGGGGCUGGCUUUUGCCAGGGCCAACAAACAGGUGUGCACAGACAUCAACGAGUGUGAGACUGGAGCUGCCAGGAACUGUGUCCCCAACUCCAUCUGCAUCAACACCCGGGGAUCCUACAAGUGCGGGCCCUGCAAGCCGGGCUUCGUGGGCGAUCAGAGCAGCGGCUGCCGCAGCCAGGCGGCGCCGGGGGCGCGGCGCUGCCCCAACGGCGAGAUCAGCCCGUGCCACGAGAAGGCGGAGUGCAUCGUGGAGAGGGACGGCUCCCUGUCCUGCCAGUGCCUCGUGGGCUGGGCUGGGAACGGCUACGUGUGCGGGAAGGACACGGACAUCGACGGGGUCCCCGACGAGAAGCAGCGCUGCUCCGACAAGAAAUGCCGCAAGGAUAACUGCGUGACUGUCCCCAACUCCGGCCAGGAGGACGCCGACAGGGACGGCAUCGGGGACGCCUGCGACGAUGAUGCCGAUGGGGACGGGAUCCCAAACGCUGAGGACAACUGUGUGUACACCAGGAACGCGGACCAGCGCAACGCCGACAGGGACAACUUCGGGGACGCGUGUGACAACUGCCGGCAGGUGAAGAACAACGACCAGAAGGACAUCGACGGCGACGGCCGGGGCGACGAGUGCGACGACGACAUGGACGGGGACGGGAUCAAAAACUCUGUGGACAACUGCAGGAGAGUUCCCAACCCUGACCAGAGGGACGGGGAUGGGGACGGCGUGGGGGACGCCUGUGACAGCUGCCCCAGCCUCAGCAACCCUGACCAGAAAGACACUGACCACGAUCUGGUGGGAGAUGUCUGUGACACCAACCAGGACAGCGACGGUGACGGCCACCAGGACUCUCGGGACAAUUGUCCCUCAGUGCCCAACAGCUCCCAGGUGGACACGGACGGGGACGGGCUGGGGGACGAGUGCGACGAGGACGACGAUGACGACGGGAUCCCCGACUUCCGUCCGCCCGGGCCCGACAACUGCCGCCUGGUGCCCAACCCCGGCCAGGAGGACUCGGAUGGGGACGGCGUGGGGAACCUGUGUGAGGACGACUUCGACCGGGACAUGGUGAUCGACAGGAUCGACGUGUGCCCCGAGAACGCCCAGGUCACCCUGACCGACUUCAGGGCCUUCCAGACCGUGGUGCUGGACCCCGAGGGGGACGCCCAGAUCGACCCCAACUGGAUCGUGCUCAACCAGGGCAUGGAGAUUGUCCAGACCAUGAACAGCGACCCUGGCCUGGCUGUAGGGUACACGGCCUUCAAUGGAGUGGAUUUCGAGGGCACCUUCCACGUCAACACGGCCACUGACGACGACUACGCCGGUUUCAUCUUCGGCUACCAGGACAGCUCCAGCUUCUACGUGGUGAUGUGGAAGCAGAUGGAGCAAACCUACUGGCAGGCCAACCCCUUCCGGGCCGUGGCAGAGCCGGGCAUCCAGCUGAAGGCAGUGAAAUCCAAAACGGGGCCUGGGGAGUACCUGAGGAACUCCCUGUGGCACACGGGGGACACCACGGACCAGGUGAAGCUGCUCUGGAAGGACCCCAGGAACUCGGGCUGGAAGGACAAAACCUCCUAUCGCUGGUUCCUGCAGCACCGGCCGCAGGUCGGCUACAUCCGGGCUCGUUUCUAUGAAGGCCCCGAGGUGGUGGCAGACACGGGAGUUGUCCUGGACACCACCAUGAGGGGGGGGCGCCUCGGGGUUUUCUGCUUCUCCCAGGAGAACAUCAUCUGGUCCAACCUGCGCUACCGCUGCAACGACACCAUCCCCGAGGACUACGAGACGUUCCGGGUGCAGCAGGACUGAUCCCCACGGAACCUCCCUGCUGCUCCUGCUUCUGCCCCUGCUCUGAACCCCGAGCUGCCAGCGCCCUCACAGCCCCCAGCGCCCCUUCCCCACCAGCAAAUCCCUGGAAACCCUCCCCAGAUCCCCUGGGAAGGGCAGAGGUGGAGACAGGGAGUGAGACAGAAGCCUGAGCUGCUGCAGCCCCACCCGGGGCCGUGCUGGGAGCUCCCUGCAGCAGCUGCAGGGCUGGAGUCACUUUGGUGAGGAGGAGUCCCAGGAAUCUCCUCCUGUCCAGGAGUGUCAGUGCUGAUUUCCUCUUCAAGAUCUGCUGCAAAGCAAACCCAGCACAGUCUGAGAAGGAGCGGCCUCGGUACAAGUUGCUCAUUUUAAUAAAUGGAAAAAGCACUUUAAGGAGAGAAUCUUUGUUCUGGGAUGUUGGGUAAUAAACACUUGGAAUGCUGGAUAAUAAAUUCUAGAUUUCUCCUUG
Oenanthe melanoleuca is the source of this 3428-nucleotide messenger RNA. RefSeq names its product cartilage oligomeric matrix protein (gene COMP). Gene Ontology annotation, biological process: cell adhesion. Lineage: Eukaryota; Metazoa; Chordata; Aves; Passeriformes; Muscicapidae. The coding region runs from base 677 to 2962 and encodes 761 amino acids. The transcript has 20 exons. Gene Ontology annotation, cellular component: extracellular region. Gene Ontology annotation, molecular function: calcium ion binding. The record is from RefSeq and is a predicted model, not a curated record.